Molecule: messenger RNA, 10394 nt
Organism: Oryzias melastigma (Indian medaka)
Lineage: Eukaryota; Metazoa; Chordata; Actinopteri; Beloniformes; Adrianichthyidae
Product: synaptic vesicle glycoprotein 2C
Exons: 11
Coding region: 466-2751 (761 amino acids)
Biological process (GO): chemical synaptic transmission; transmembrane transport
Cellular component (GO): membrane
Molecular function (GO): transmembrane transporter activity
Source: RefSeq, a predicted model, not a curated record
UAAGAAAAUGUUAAAAAAAUGUAUCAGAGCAAGAAUGUUUAUUCCGGAACACUGGGGGGGAGGAGUCACUUCGUCCAGUUUUCAUGUACAGUCAGUGGUUUUGUCUUGAAUUUAGCAUCAAUCAGGCGAUUUGUUACUGACGGAUGUGAGUCUAACUAUCCUGUCUUUCUGAUUCUCCUCCUACAGAUUGAUGGUUUCCUCCACUCAAACCCAACAGGACUGAGGAGCUCCGUCUCGUUUGAGCUCCGUCUGAUUGCUCCCAUUCAAUGGAAUUAGACGGUACCGUUUAACCGACAGUUUUCUAGCAGCUGGCUCCUUUCUUCAGUGCUCCUUUUUUACCGCCUUAAAUCUGUCAAAAGAAACACCAUAAACCUGAAUAAAAAUAGGGAGCUUACGUUCUCUCCCUGACGUACAGUAAGAGUGCAGCAGAAGUGAAGUUAAAGUGCCAACUUUCCUUGUGCUGAGAUGGAUGAAGUGCAGAACAACAGGACUUCCUUGGCGAAAGGUGCCAAGGACAUAGCAAAGGAAGCCAAACGGCACGCUGCCAAAAACUUCAGCAAAGCUGUGGACCGGGCCUCGGACGAAUACUCAUCUCAUCGCAGCUACAACCGAUUCCACAACGAGGAUGAAGAGGAGGAUAAUUACAACAGCUACGCUCAGCAAGAUGGCACCUAUCCUAACAACGCAGCCAACGACGAGGACGGGGCCUCCAGUGAUGCAACGGAGGGCCACGACGAUGAAGAUGAGAUCUACGAGGGGGAGUACCAAGGAGUUCCGGCCUACAAUGACGGGAAGGUGCAGGACAGUCAGGUAGCUUUGGGCAAGCCGGUGUCCGACAGCGCCAAGAGCCGGAAGGAGCUGGAAAACGAGAGGCAGGCGGACGAGGAGGAGCUGGCCCAGCAGUACGAGCUGAUCAUGCAGGAGUGUGGCCAUGGGAGGUUCCAGUGGCAGCUCUUCUUCGUUCUGGGGCUGGCGCUCAUGUCGGACGGCGUGGAGGUCUUCGUGGUGGGCUUCGUUCUGCCCAGCGCCGAGACGGACAUGUGUGUCCCCAACUCUGGUGCUGGAUGGCUCGGAAGCAUCGUGUAUCUGGGGAUGAUGUUCGGAGCCUUCUUCUGGGGCGGCCUCUCAGACAAAGUGGGCCGUAAACAGUGCCUGCUCAUCUCCAUGUCUGUCAACGGCUUCUUCGCCUUCCUGUCCUCCUUCGUUCAAGGCUACAGCACCUUCCUCUUCUGCCGCAUGCUGUCCGGCUUUGGAAUUGGUGGGGCGGUGCCCAUAGUGUUCUCGUACUUCGCAGAGGUGUUGGCCCGGGAGAAGAGAGGGGAGCACCUGAGCUGGCUCUGCAUGUUCUGGAUGAUCGGGGGAAUCUACGCCUCGGCCAUGGCCUGGGCCAUCAUCCCACAUUACGGCUGGAGUUUCAGCAUGGGAUCGGCCUACCAGUUCCACAGCUGGCGAGUGUUUGUGGUGGUGUGUGCGCUGCCGUGUGUCUCAGCGGUCGUAGCUCUGACUUUUAUGCCUGAGAGCCCUCGCUUUUUCCUGGAGACGGGCAAACACGACGAGGCCUGGAUGGUGCUCAAACACAUCCACGACACCAACAUGCGAGCCAGAGGGGAACCUGAGAGAGUCUUCACUGUGAGUCCCAGAACCUCAGCAUCACCGGCGCUGCAGUGCCGGCGGUGGGUCACAGAUCGGUGUCUCCCCCUGCAGGUGAACAGGAUAAAAGUCCCCAGACAGCUGGACGAGCUGGUGGAGAUGCAGAACGAGUCGGCCAACCCGGUGCUCAAGGUCCUCUGCAAGAUCAAAGCGGAGCUCAGAGGAAUUUGGAUGACUUUUAUGAGAUGCUUCAACUACCCAGUAAAAGACAACACCAUAAAACUUGCUGUGGUCUGGUUUACUCUGUCUUUUGGGUUCUACGGUCUGUCAGUGUGGUUCCCCGAUGUCAUCAAGCACCUUCAAGCAGAUGAGUACGCCUCCAGAGUGAAGAUUCACAACAAUGAACGCAUUGAAGACUUCACCUUCAACUUCACUCUGGAGAACCAGAUCCACAGAAACGGCGCCUUCAUAAAUGACAGGUUCAUCGGCAUGAAGUUCAAGGCCGUCACUUUCAUCGACUCAUCUUUCUUUAACUGCUACUUCGAGGACGUCUCCUCUGUGGGAUCAUUCUUCAAAAACUGCUCCUUUGUGGACUCUUUUUUCUACAACACAGAUAUCGAUGACACCAAGCUAACAAACUCCAGAAUAAUCAACAGCUCCUUCCACCACAACAAGACGGGCUGUCAGAUGACGUUUGACGACGACUACAGCGCCUACUGGGUCUACUUUGUCAACUUCCUGGGAACGCUGGCCGUGCUGCCGGGAAACAUCGUGUCCGCUCUGCUCAUGGACAAGAUCGGACGUCUCAGCAUGCUGGGAGGCUCCAUGGUUCUGUCGGGCAUCAGCUGCUUCUUCCUCUGGUUCGGCACCAGCGAGUCCAUGAUGAUCUUCAUGCUCUGCCUCUACAACGGACUCAGCAUUUCUGCAUGGAACUCUCUGGACGUCGUCACGGCUGAACUUUACCCCACAGACAGAAGGGGAACGGGCUUUGGCUUCUGUAACGCCAUGUGUAAGCUGGCAGCGGUGCUGGGCAACCUGAUCUUCGGCUCACUGGUUGGCAUCACUAAGGCUAUUCCCAUCCUGCUGGCGUCCUCUGUGCUGGUUGGCGGGGGGCUGGUGGGGCUCCGGCUGCCCGACACACGAGCCAACGUCCUCAUGUAGACCUGGGCCCGGAAGCACCUUAUUUACCAGGUUUUUACUCAAUGCACCGAAAAAUGACUCGUCUCUGAAAUCCAACUAUAAAACGAUUCCAAAAAUUAACAAUUUAUUCACCAUAAAGACACCUCAUAUCACUGCAAAAGCAUAAGAGGUGAACGUUUUUCUGUUGGGAGUAAAUGCCUGGUAAAGCUCGGAGGAGGUUCGUCUAAGGAUACAAACACUCUACUUACUGGUGUUUUGUUGUAAAACCUGAUUUAAAGGUUCAAAGCUUCCUUACAUUAAAAAAAAAAACCUUUCAGUGGGCUGUUUGACACUUUCAACCCACAACUGUGUGUGCCAAAGCUGCAAAAGGCUUAGACUUCCAACUUUUUACCCCCUUUCAAAUCUAGCUAGGAGUAGAUGGUAGCUGGAAAACAUUUUCCUUACGUUAAGCUACCAGCCGCAGAUGGUUAGCUAAGCUUAAAUGAAAAAAGAAAAAGUAAUAUUUUAAAACAACAAGCAACCACUGGUUAUGCAAACAUUCAUUACAGUGGUGUGUUGAUGUUUUUCAAGGUUCAGCCUGUUUCCCGCUGCCUGCUUAUUUAUUUGUUUGAGUAGUUUGCUUUAUAGGUCGGCCAAUCAGAGCGAGCAAAUGUAGCAUAACUCCAACUGAAGAUACAAUCAGUUUGUGUUCAUCUGCUACCCGGUGUGUCCCUUUUCUUUGAACUGUGCUAGAGCAUGACUGUUUGCUUGACCUCUUGGUCUGCUUUCACAUUGGGGUUAAUGAUCCCGACCCGAGUGUGGAUGCCACUACUUUUAAACACUCCAGGACAGUAGAUGGCAGCGCACACUUUUUGUAGGUUUACCAUUUGCUAAUAAAGAACAGGUUUAAUUCACUUUCAUGGCCCAUCUCAUACCUGACAAGUAAAAGGAUAUGUCAAAUAAAUAGUAUCAUAGAUUUGGAGAACCAGGCUCCGGCAUACCUUAGCCCCGUUUCCACUGAGCAGUCUGGUACGGUACAGUCUGGUUCAAUCCAGUAUUUUAAGCAUUUCCAUUGCUAAAUUGACCCAUUAACCCUUGUGCUCUCUUAUGAGGUCCAGAUGUCCCAACGCUUAUAUUGAUGUGUGAUCCCUCAUUUGACAAAAUUGGACAGGAUUUUAUGUCUGCCACAGACACCAAUGAAGAUGAAAAUGUAAUGUUAAUGUAAACAUGGCUAGGAUAGCACAGGGGUUAAGCAGAUCCAACCUGUACCUCUUGAGGGCCCUCAUAUGUUGUAGGUCCAUAGAAAAAUAGAACAGGACGGUUGGGGCGGAGUUGCUGUUGCCACUCAUCGAUUGGCAGGAAGUGAUGACGACAUUAGAAAGCACCAUUCUUCCUAUCCACCCACAAUCUUUUUUCAACCAACAUUAAAUUCCUGUUCUGCACGAUGAACAAAAAGUAAAGAAAGAAAAAACCAACCUGCUAAAUGACCUCCAUUGUUGUUGCUUUUCUAGUUGUCGUACUAAAAUAACAUGCUAGCGGUUUGCACCACGCAUGGUUGUGAAAACAAACCGCUCAGUGGAGCCGAGGCUUAAAUGAAUAGAAAAACUCACCAGAAUUAACUGGACCGUCCUGUAUUGCUCCUACCAUACUGGACUGCUCAGUAGAAACAAAGCAUUAGUGAGAACAGCAGUGUCUAGAGCAGGGUGGCUCAAAUCCAGGCCUCGAGGGCCUUGGUCCUACUUAUAACCAACCUUCAAUUGAAGCUCCUUAUUGGAUAAACUCACCUAAUUUAGGUAAUCAAGAGCAGAUAAGACAGGGUUUCUGGAAAAGCAGCAAGAGGCCAGCCCUUGAGGCUUGGAUUUGGACACCCCUAGUCUAGAGAAUCCUGCUCCAUCUCCAAGCCAUCCACUGCUUGAGUGAACUUAACCAAACAGGAGUGAUCAAAUUAACCAAACUAACCCAACUUUGGGGAUCAAACCGGUUACGAUGUUAUACGACUAGCAAGAGUACAGUCUUUGGUCCUUUUGUGGUUAUGUUCUAAAUCAAUCGCUUGCAGCCUGAAAGGACCAUAAAUACAUACAUUUUAAUUUAUUGUUUUUCAGCUGCUCCCUUUUGGAAGAACCAUAGAAAAUCAUCCACCAAACACCCCCUUGUCCUCCUUGACUACAUUCAUAAACCUCCUCUUUGGUAUCUCCAACCUCAACAUCAUUUUACCAACAUGUUCCUCUACUCAACGUGUCCAUACCUCCUCAAUUUGCUUUCCAGCUUUAACUUCUAAAACAUCUACCUAUGAUCUGUUCCUCUGAUGGAUUCAUUCCUGAUCACUCCCAAAGAGAACCUCUUCAUCUCUGCUACCUCCAGCUGUUUCUUCUAAGCCAACUACAUUAUUGCUCUAACCACAGUCUUCUACAUCUUUCCUUUCAUUCUUGCCAACACUCUUUUGUCACACAUCACAUCUGAAACCCCUUCUCCAUCUUUAACUAAGUGCUUGCACACACAUCUUCAGGUCUUGUCCACUGUUGUUCUGGACUGUUGACCAUAAAUACUUAAAUCCCUCCUCCUUCUUCACCUCUUUUCCCUUGUGACCUCACCGUUGCUCUCGUUGAGUUCAGAGACACUCAGCGAGAUAUUUCACUUUAGAAAAAGCUUUUCUUCAAAUGGGAACACGGGAAGAGAUUUGCAAAAAAAAAUAAAUUAGGGUUGCAAGAAAAAAAGCCACUAAAAAAGUUUUCAGAAACUUUUGGAGCUACCUAAAAUGUUUAUUGUCUUUUUUGCAACACAAAAAAUGAUAUCUAUAAGACAAAAGGUCAUGAGCCACUCAAAAACUGCAACAAAUACUCACAGCGGCAAGUAAAGUAAUAAAAAAAAAAAAAAAUUUCAAUUCCAGUUGUUAGACUUAGCAUGCUACUUUUGCAACAUCAGCAUUAGCCUUCUGCUUUAGGUAGCAGUUGAUGGUCUAAUUACAGAAUAACAAAGGGGAAAACACACAAGUAUAAAUGUAGUUUGGCUUAAUGCAGAGUUCAAACCCUCAAUUGGGACACCCAGAUAUUUUUCUGAGGUCUUGUUGUACUUUAACAACAUAGAAGCAUCAAAUGGAGCCUCUUGUGUGGAUUUUAGUUGGUUCCUCUGAAGCUCACAGAAUAAUAAGCAAGUCAGAAACAAAAUAAUAGACUAUAUUUAUUUGUGCAGAAUUUAUUUCACCCAUGUGAAAGCUAUCAUCUCAAACUGUUGUGUACUGGAAGCAUUAUCAUCAACCUUAAGAUGGAAUUGAAAGAAAUUAGGAUCUUAAGGACCUCAAACUAGAACCCUAGUUGUCCUCCCAUUCUCCAAAAAAUUAAUGACACGGUCUACCAAUCACUCAAAACGAGUCUGACUGCCGACAACGCGGACCAAGUUUGUAAAGAAAAAGCCCUCUCACAUCUACAAAGUCACCAGUACUUGCAUCCUAAUAUUCAUCCAUUUCUGUAAAACCGCAGCUUCAUUAAAAAUAACACAAUUUUGGUUUGUAAUCUGUGAGCUUCAGAGGUUCAGGUCCAUAGAGAGGUUGCCAUUUUCCAUCUGCUCCCAGUCUUUAUCAUUAACUCGGCUAACAAGCUCUAGUCUCUGAGGAACAGGAAUCAAAUGCUUUACCAGAUUUCAUGUCUAUGUUUGAGUGGUUGCUUUCUUUGGCAUUCACCUCUAGAUUUUUGAUUGAUGUUUUAUGGGAGAUAUUUAAGCCUUUUGCUGCAAUUUGCAAUAACAACAAGGCCAUAACAAAACAACAACUGCAAAGCAGUAGUUUAGCCAAAACUGACAGCUUCAGCAGCUAUAUUUCUGAACUAAAAAAGAAAAAAGUUUACAUUUUCUGCUUUUUACGGUAAAAGAAUUUUGCAUUGGGAUCCUUUCGUCUGAAUGUGUUCUCUCUCGUGUCUUUACUUGUCUUGUGGUAUCAAGCUCAUGAUAAAGAGCUGUGUAAAAGAAACUUUUUGUUAAUCAAAAUGUGCUUUUCUCUGUAUUUUCUUUUAACUCUGUGCUGUUUUCUUUGUUCGCUCAUUCUCGUUGAUCUUCUCCUGCCUUGCUGCUGCUUCCUAUAAAACUCAAAGGCCUUUUUUCAAAUGUUGUGCCUCUUCCUCUGUCAAAUCCGUCACUUCUUCCAAACCUUUGCUGGAAGCUUUGCUGCUCUGUCUGCUCUUUUAUGGAUCCUUUAUCACUUCAUUAUAGUGUAAAUUCAGACAUUUAUUUGCUUUUUUCUCAUCUAGAAACGAAAUAAGAAAACAAAUAUUAGGUUCAUGUCAUUUGAAAAAAUAACCCCGUGAGGGUUAGUUCACCCAAAAAUGUGUUUGUGGUGCUAACAGAUUUGGUUUUAUGGACUGGGAUGUUCAAACUAAAUGCAUUGGAGGUGAAUAAAAUGUGUGUUUGGACUCAUAAACAGCUGCGUUGACCGAGUCUAAAACAGGGAUAGUGAAGAUGAUCCCUUACUUUUCUGCCCUACUGAAGCAAGUUUUGCUAUUGGAUCGGCUCACUUCACUUGUGAUCAAACUUAUUCCUAGGGUAUACUUCAGCCUUAAAAUGUAUUUGGUGUUUCUAAUAGGAGCUAAGAAGUUUUUAAAAUAAGUCAUUUCCCAUUUUACCACACUUCAAAGUAAAGCUUGGAGUCUUUGCUAAAUUGAUAAGUGAACUUCAGUGUAGUCCAGAUCCAUUCUUAUUUAGACCCCUCUCUUUUAGCUGUACUCAUGUUUAAUUGUUUGGCUCAUAAUGACUUGGAAUAAGAAUUUGGUCGUAUACAACUGUCUUCAUCUCAGACUGGAUUUAACUCUGUGUUUUAACCUAAAACAAUAUAAAUUUAAAGUUAAUUUAGUCAAUUCCAGAUGUGCUUUUGUUGAUUAAAAAAGAUGGAUUCUUAAGUUUGUAGUUGCUUUAAAUUUACUUUUACUGGGGUUUUCAAGAACUCUCCAUCCUGUUGUAGAAAGACUUCUUUCAGAAAAGCAAGUUUUAAGUUUUAAUGUCACAAAAUUGUAGACGUUGCCCAUGGAAACCAAAUUAAUGAUUAGAUUCGGUUGGCUUUUUUUGGUUUAUAGCCCUUGCAUGUCAAGAGCAAAACAAGAAACAAUCACAGAUGUUCCUCAAAGGAAGCAAAUAAAAUAUAUUAAAAAAAAACCUCAUAGAACCCUGUGGAACUCCAAAACAAAUUCAUUUUAGUUUAACCUUUUUACACCAAAGCUUUAACUUCAUUGUUGGCGUUCUUUGAAUCGCUGUAACUUUUCAACUGUUUACACACUUAACGUUAACCAGCUGAUUCUGACACAGAGAAAGGCACUUUGUGCUGAUAUGCAACACCUUACAGUAGACUUUACAUUUGAAUUGCCUAAACAAACAAAGGCUGUGUUUACUUGAAUACAAGUAAUCUGAAUAAAUGCCUGAUCAGAAUACAUUUCGUCAUGUAAACAUGCCUUUUGGAAUACUCUGCCCGAUCAGAUUCAUGCUGAUCAAAAUUUCUUUCCCAUCGAGAUAGGUGAGAUAUGCCGAUUGUUGAUUCCGAUUGUGGGUCAUUAGACAGUGUGGUGCUCUAGAGGAGGCUUUGGAACGUGGACAGGACUGGUCGGCUGCCCCACGCAAGCGAACUGGGACAGAGCAGCUGGACUAGUAGCUUCCUGUCUGCGAGCAGGGGGUGGUGCUUUGUCCCGGUGUGCGCUCCAGAGGAGACUCCGGACCACAGUCCAAUUACUCAGGAGAACCGUGUCACCCAGGAGAACUGUCCGAGCAGCUUUGGGACAGUGUAUGAGCUGGUGGAGGUGGCUUUUGAAUGCAAAAUAUCGCUCCACACAGUCCUGAGAAACUGUGCAAACAAUCAUGUGAAUUCGCAUUUCCAAUUGUGUCCAGAUUAAAUAGCGGCUGAUGUAAAUCACACAUAUUUACGUGCAGCCAAGAUGCACAUUGUGGCCAUCCCACGUGGAUUUUACGUGCAUUUAAAGCUCAAUGUCUAACUCUAACUCUUCUUCCGAGUCCGUGCGGCCAAGAAUAAAUCACUGGCCAUACGAAUUUAGUAAAUUAUGAACACACAGUCACUUAAAAAUAAUAAUAGUAAAAGAAACAUUUAGAAGGUCAUCUGGCUCUUUGUCGCAGCUUUGUUUGUUUACAAUGAAACUUGCUACUUCUUCUUCUUCUACGGCUGUUUCAGGUAGUUUAGAUACUUCUGCGCAUGCCAAAAUGAUUUACUGUGAUCGAACGUGUGACGGAUGUAAACGUUUGCUCUAAUCAGAUAAAGUUUUUCAGGGGCCCAUAUGCACAGUUCAGUUCUAAUCAAAUUAGUUGUGUACAGAAAGCUAAUGAGUUACAGUAGUUCAUAGAGCUUGUAUUAUUUUGCUGUUGCUGGCAGCAUUUUUGGUGUUAAAGGGUUAAACUAUUAAUUUACAUGUCAGCUGCACCAAAUACAAGGUUGUUACUGAAAAAUAGUUGGACUUUUGUUAUAGACCGAAAUAACCUAUUGUGAUCUGAAUGUCUCCGGAUGGAGAUGCGUUGUGUGCAGAGGAUGUUCAAUUAUUUGACACGUUUUAUUGAGCAGGUCACAACAGAAUGGUACAGCUUGUGAAGAAUUAUAGUUUUUCUGAUGUCAAAACAAUUAAAACAAUAAAUACCUUCAUUGGCCAUUGUCUCCUUAUGCAAUCAUUGUGCCAGUAGUUUCAAGCAUCCCUUUUUGUUGGGACUUUGAAUAAAAUUAAAAAGGCACUUAAACGAACUGAACCUACUGUUGAUGCAGUCGUCUGUUAGGUAUUUUAAACUUAUGCAAAACCAUUUCUGCAAAAUCCACAAGAUUUUCAUUUGUUCAGAGAGUGGUUCUUGUGGGACAUGUUCCCUCAUCAGACAGCUGAUUCAUAGAAGGUUCUGAGGGACGUUCAAGCUGUUCCAGGGCAGAUUCACCUCCAAUGGAUUGACCACAUCUGACUAAAUGAAGCUGACUCCAUCCAUUAACACUCGUCUUGCUUUGGGUGAAAAACUUUUUGUGACUAGAAUCCUCGCUGCUAAGCUAUUUGAUGCUAAACAUUGGAAGUUUCAUUACAGCUUCUAAACUUCUGCACUCAAAAACUUCCGUAUUGUUUAUGUUGGUGUUUCCUGAUCUGCUCAUUGCUUAUGUGUGAAACUUUUUCUUUCCUUUUCAAGAAUAUUUUUGCAAGACUGUAAGCUCUCUGUGUUGGAUGCUUUUCCUGCAUCGUUCUGUUCAUGACGUGCUGAACAAACUCUCUGGAAGCAAAAUCCUGCAUGUUUGUUACUGAAGUGUCCCUGUUGUGUGUGCUUCUUCCUCCUCAGUGUCUUCACUGUUCCUCUGUGAGGGUUAACAGCUGUGGUUCCUGGGUUAAAGGUGAAUGUAUCAUUCUCGUGCGUCGUCAGAUUUGCUGUCCGUUGUACAAAGUUCUAGAGUUUUGUGAAAGGGCAUGUUUGUGCGGAGGUGACUGUGCACGAUGUUUUCCAGCAGAAGUCUUCAGAUCUUCCUUUAGGAGUGUUUCCGAUAAGAAUAAUUAUCACAAAGUGACUCCAACGGGAAUUGAACGCGUCUCUGAAAAGCUCUGCUGCGGAACAGUAUGUGGAAGUGUGUGUUAAACAGUUACCUGUCCUUGAUAUGAUUUAUUUUGAUAAGAAAAGGCUCAAGUGGAUGCCGUGUAAAGGUGGAUUCCUCAUUCUGAAUAAAGAGUUUCAUUUGAACAACUGCA